UAAGGGGUCCCUGUCCUUCCUGGCUUUGGGUGCAGAAAUUGAGUCAGUGAGUUUCCUGACUUCAGAGUCUGAAGGCAUCUGUCUUUCAUUAGUUUGUUAUCAAUAAUCAGUGUUAUCGUUAACCGAUAAACAUUUACUGAGCGUUUACUCUGUGCCAGAGAGUGAAACUGUUCAGGGCAGAGUCACAAGUGCCCCUGCCUCAGACAGUCCACAUAUAGUCACUGGGCCCGUAUCCUGUGCCGCUGUGGGGUGGGGACCGGGGUGGGGACAGGUGAGCCCUGAGGGAACUUGCUCCAGGUCAGAAGUCCCAGGGCUUUAAUGAGACCUGCCUCCAUGCACACCUGCCCGAGCCUCGUCCUGCACGCCCAUCUGUGCUUCUCUUUUAGGAUGAGUGUGCAGACCAUCCGCAGUGUCUUCAGUGUGGAGACCGGCUACCGGCUCUCAGACGAUCAGAUAGUCAACCACUUUCCCAACCACUAUGAACUGACGCGGAAGGAUCUGAUGGUGAAGAACAUCAAAAGAUACAGGAAGGAGCUGGAGAAGGAAGGGAGUCCUCUGGCAGAAAAAGAUGAAAAUGGAAAAUACCUCUAUCUGGACUUUGUUCCGGUCACCUACAUGCUGCCGGCUGACUACAACCUGUUUGUGGAGGAGUUCAGGAAAAGCCCCUCCAGCACCUGGAUCAUGAAGCCUUGCGGCAAAGCCCAGGGAAAGGGCAUCUUCCUGAUCAACAAGCUCUCACAAAUCAAAAAGUGGUCCCGGGACAGCAAAACAUCUUCGUUUGUGUCUCAGUCUACGAAGGAAGCCUACGUGAUCUCUCUGUACAUCAACAACCCAUUACUAAUCGGCGGCAGGAAGUUCGACCUGCGCUUGUAUGUUCUGGUGUCCACGUACCGCCCACUGCGCUGCUACAUGUAUAAACUUGGAUUUUGCCGCUUCUGCACAGUGAAAUACACCCCGAGCACCAGCGAGUUAGAUAACAUGUUUGUCCAUCUCACCAAUGUCGCCAUUCAGAAACAUGGGGAGGACUACAACCACAUCCACGGGGGCAAGUGGACCGUGAACAACCUGCGGCUCUACCUGGAGAGCACCCGGGGCAAGGAGGUGACCAGCAAGCUGUUCGACGAGAUCCACUGGAUCAUCGUGCAGUCCCUGAAG
Vicugna pacos (alpaca) is the source of this 1155-nucleotide messenger RNA. The record is from RefSeq and is a predicted model, not a curated record. Lineage: Eukaryota; Metazoa; Chordata; Mammalia; Artiodactyla; Camelidae.